GGCGGCAGUAGUUUCGACGGCCGCUUUGGAGAAACCUCUUUUGGUGGGCCGACAUGGCUGACGUGCUGGACCUUCACGAGGCGGGCGGCGAGGACUUCGCCAUGGACGAGGAUGGCGACGAAAGCAUCCACAAAUUGAAGGAAAAGGCGAAGAAAAGGAAAGGCAGAGGUUUUGGGUCAGAAGAGGGCUCCAGAGCCCGCGUUCGUGAGGAUUACGACAGUGUGGAACAAGAUGGCGACGAACCGGGUCCUCAGAGAUCGGUGGAAGGUUGGAUCCUCUUUGUGACGGGCGUGCACGAGGAGGCCACUGAGGAGGACAUUCAUGACAAGUUUGCUGAGUUUGGGGAGAUCAAGAACCUCCACUUGAAUCUUGACCGGCGGACAGGCUAUCUGAAGGGUUACACGCUGGUGGAAUACGAGACCUACAAAGAGGCCCAAGCCGCCAUGGAAGGCCUGAAUGGGCAGGACCUGAUGGGGCAGCCCAUCAGCGUGGACUGGUGCUUCGUCAGAGGCCCUCCGAAAGGAAAACGAAGGAGCGGCCGUAGAAGAAGCCGAAGUCCUGACCGAAGACGGCGCUGAAACGGCUUCCAUUUUGCAACUCCCGCACUGUGAAUGCCUCAGACAUCACCUUCCUAACUCAACGGGCUGAAUUCAAGUGGAGAGAUGCAGUCUUGGCAAAGGGGGUUCCCAUUUAUUUGCCCUAACUGCCACCUGUUUAAUUUUAUAU
Protobothrops mucrosquamatus (brown spotted pit viper) is the source of this 726-nucleotide messenger RNA. RefSeq names its product RNA binding motif protein 8A (gene RBM8A). The record is from RefSeq and is a predicted model, not a curated record. NCBI's taxonomy places the organism in Eukaryota, Metazoa, Chordata, Lepidosauria, Squamata, Viperidae. The transcript is spliced from 6 exons. Gene Ontology annotation, cellular component: nucleus; exon-exon junction complex; cytoplasm. Bases 54 to 578 code for a protein of 174 amino acids. Gene Ontology annotation, biological process: RNA splicing. Gene Ontology annotation, molecular function: mRNA binding.